This is a messenger RNA of Physella acuta, 18704 nucleotides long. RefSeq lists its product as uncharacterized. Gene Ontology annotation, cellular component: actin cytoskeleton; cytoplasm. NCBI's taxonomy places the organism in Eukaryota, Metazoa, Mollusca, Gastropoda, Physidae. The record is from RefSeq and is a predicted model, not a curated record. Gene Ontology annotation, biological process: cytoskeleton organization; actin filament severing; actin polymerization or depolymerization. Gene Ontology annotation, molecular function: actin filament binding; phosphatidylinositol-4,5-bisphosphate binding.
CAAUGCCGGUACCACGUGUAACAAGAGACGCCGCCGCAACCAAAACGAAAAAUGACUUGAAAAAGGAUUCAGGGAGAAAGGACAAAAGCCCAGAAAACGUAGCAGCGAGAAAUGAGGUCAAGAGCAGCAAGGCGGUGGAUGAUGUUGCGUUGCUCAAGCGACUAGCAAACAGAUCUAGAAGCCCAACAUUUAUCUUACACUCAAAAGUGAAAACGGAAAAGCUUGACUCAGUGGCCAAUCGCGAUGAGGCGGAAACGGUUCCAUCCCCUGAGGGGAGCAACUGUAAAAGAGAAGUGGACAACCGGAAACGGGGUAAUAUGUUUAUCCAGAGAGAAAGUACGGCGAAGGGCAAAGCCUUAGCGACGUCUGAAGUCGUUCCAAACAAAGUAAAACGGCAUUGGAAGUUCGUUUCCAGCACUCGAGGUCCGAUUUCAAAUCAACGUAAGCCGACUUUGGGGAAAAAGUCUGGCCAAGAAGCAGCAUCCGACGUGUCUGAGACGUGCGGCAGCCAGCAUACAACCGUGUCGACAGACGAGCCGCUGCUAGAUGCCGGACUCGCCGGGUGCCCUUACACGCAGUCUAGAGAGACAAUCUCCCUCCCUUCCGACAUCCUGCACACAGAGUCCAACUCUGUGGCGCUGUGUCAGGCCAACGGGAACGACAGCUACCUCGACGUCAGCUGCUCCAGUUCGAUGGACGUUGACGCCCUGCCCAACGAGAUGAUCCAAUACGAGGCCCAGCCCGAGACGACCUACUUAAGCCGUCUGCAGCGGUACGACGCUCAGACCGAAAAAAAUACGACAAAUGUUACCCCUGCCAGUAAGAAAACGGCACGAUCAAACCAGCCUGAGUCGAAUGAAGAAGAAAUCGGGAAUUUUCAGCUUUAUUCAGAAAAAUGCGAUCCCCAUAUUAAGGAGGGUCUAGUCAAAAGUCGAAAUUUGAACCCAGAUGAAAGUAAACAAAAAACCAACCCACAGCCCGGUCAGGAUUUAGAGCAGACGAACUCAAGUGAGGAUAUGAAAAGAAAGAAAGACGAGGACAGUGGUGUCAACUCGCGAAGAUACGGUUUCUACACCAAGAAAUCCCGCGCGUCGCCCAAGAGCGUUAUUUUCUACAAGUCGGGGAUGAGCAACAAAGGCGGAUGCGAACCCCACAACAAGUUGGGCGAGGGGCAGGAGAAGCUAGUCCAGGAUCACAUCAACUCCCUCAACAUGCACGCCACGGGGGAAGGGGAGAUUAACGAGGAGAGUAAGCUGCAGGGGCAGCAAUCCAUCUUCAAGAAGCUGUUCUACAGAUCAUCAGAUGAUAAAAGGACAUCCACCAACAACGCGAACAACUCGGACCACUACAAAGUCAACGUCCACGUCCGUCCAAUGAGCAUAGCCCAGCUGGCGUCCUCAAAGGUUAGAAGUGUUUUAAAGAGUGCCGGGACAAUGAAAGCUGGGGCGGAGAAGCAGCAGAGCACCAGCAGCAAGAAUGUCCCAGCCAAACCUAGCGGUGUAGAUAAGAACAAGUUCCUGAAAUCCAAAGUCAAGCCGUCGCUUAACAACGAGGUGGAACAGGAACAAGACGCCGCCCCACCCGCCUCGCACAACACGCGCUCCGUGCUCACAGACACACAAAAGUCUGGGAAUAAAACCACUUCCUUCCGGAGUCCAAAGUCCAAAUGUCUUCACAGUGUUGCUUUCGGCUCAUAUGUGCCGCCAUUUACGUCAAUAAACGCCUGCGACGCUAAAUAUAGGUCGACUUUUUCAACCAAAUCGAAAUCGUCGAUCAGCAACGCUAGUGCCGACCAGGCCCCUGCGGUUAGCUCGAACAAAUCAAAGACCGUCAACGUUGAACAGAACGUCAAGCCGAGCCCCAAAUGUUACAACACGUCUUACAGGAAAGGCAACAACGACGUCAAGGUCAAGCCGGACGGUGUCAACAGCACCACAGCAGUCACUCACGACAAACUGCAAACUCCUGUUCACGCCGACAAGGAAUUUGGUGGCGGUCACGAUGAGCUGAAGACGCCGCAAUAUUCGCCACAAACGGGGAAACCCAGUAAACCGAAAUUAUCGCCCAAAGUCUACAGCAAGAGAAACGCCCCUGUGAGACAGACGAACAUGUUGGAUAUACUGACCCACCUAGAUGCAGGUUCAAGUCAAGAAGCGUCACAUGCUCCUAACACGCACGCUGCCACCACGCAACCUGCCACCACGCAAGCGGGAAACGUAUCGGGUUUUAAAACAUCGACUGAGAAGACGACCAUCAAACACAACAUUACCUCUGUCAUAUCGGAAGAUAAACCCAUCAACUCAUCCAUCCUUUCCAUCACCCCAUUGUUCGGCAGCUCCAAAGCCGCGGUCAGCUCGGCCGACAAAUGUGGCCCGAACUACUUAGAAAGCCUAGCUUCUCGCACAGCUCAGCGCAACGAAAAACGCUUCGUCCACAAAAACGUGACGCAAACAAGCCAAAAGGCGCCUCACAGAAGGCCACCUAAGACGUCGGCGUCACAUGUCCUUCAAAACCGGAAACCCGGUACACUAGGGAUCAUGAAGAGCCAGUCUCUGGUAAACAACACAUCCCAGAAAGUAACAGAGGAUCCAGAGGAGAAAGCCGAGAUUGCGCCUGUGGAGUCUGAGACCGCUCCUCCAGAAAAAUUGCAAUCGUUUACUUUCAUAUACAAGUCUUCGCCGAAGCCAACGUCGACUUACCGUUUUAAACUUAACUCCAGGAGAAGUAGAGCCAACACGUUCACCAAAGAUACCUCUCAGACAUCCAAAACUUCGAUAUCGGACCCCGGAUCGUUCUCCAAACUUUCAGAUAACCCUGCCUCCAAGCCUCAGGACGGUACGCCCCUCCUUCAAGGUACGAAAGCAAUGAAGGGAAAGGUCAAGUCCUUUUACCGGGCUAAAGGCAAGAGAUACUCCCUCCCUUUAAAUUUUGAAAGCAUUGUCGCCGAGAAGCCAGAUAUCAAAACUGAAUCCAAAAGCGAAAGUGUUCAGCGAGUUUACGCUGAGUUCUCCAAGAAAUUCUCCUACUCCGAGGGCACAAAUUUAAACAAAAUAGUUCGAGGCUCAUCAGAGCGUACGUGUCCGGACGUCAAGGAGACAGUGUCCAGUUUUGAAAGUUUUCUCUGCAAGAGGCGGUGUGUCUCGAGCUGUGUGGCGCAGUCGGUGACCCAAGAGUCGCGAGAGGUAAAGCAGUGUUGCUUCCGGGUGUCGUCCAUCAGGGAAGCCAAGACCCUUGCCAGGUCGAUCAUGGGAGAGGCCUACACGGAAUUCGCUGCUUCAAACUACUGGCUAUCCGAUGAAAAUUCAUCCGUGGAAUCUGUAGCAGUGGAGAAAGAGAAACCAAAUCCUACCGUGGCGCAUAAAGUGACGAACGAGAGAUUGAACAAACAGGAGGAGCACGAGCAGAAGUGGGCCCACCCAGCAGGCGAGCCGCCAGAGACUCCGGUGAGUGAGACCAACAGCUCACACCGACCCAAGCACACGAGGCGAGCCACUGCCUCCCCCGGGGAGAUCAACUUGCACCAGUCCGACUGCAACACGGGACUCACCAACAGCCCCGUGCCUCUCAUCCCUAACGUUAGGAAACUCGAUUUCAAGCCGAUGAUAUGCAUCCCCGUCAUGUCGGAGAACGAAAUAAAAACCAAAGGCAGAGAAGUCCAAACGCAUGCGUACGACGACGUUAUCAAGAGCAUCGUGAAGGAGAAGAUCGACGAGGAAGCUCCCAGCGACGUGGAUUCUCCUCAGAUGAGACACACUGAAAAUGAUUCGUUUGAAACACUAACCUAUUGCGACCGUCUAAUUUUGGAUGGUGUACGUAGGGCUAUUUCUCCGGGAAAUUCCAACUCCAUUGAACGCGAAGUCAAAGAUUCAUUUAGUAGCCAAGAUCAGCCGGUAGCCUCAACGCUGAAGAGUGAAACUGUGCGUCCAUCAUCAGACGACAGACACGGGCUACUUUUUUCACCAUCCAACAUGUCAAAACACCUGGGCAAACAGCAAUCCUACAAGGAGAGGGCGGAGAAAAUUGGCGAUCUCAUGCAGUCAAUCAGUAAAAAUAAAAGCCCACACUCUAAACAAGUCGUUAUUUCAGACUUUGACGAACUGUUUGGGUACGAGAAUUCAAUUUCUUACAACCCCGUCCCUAACCAGAGGAUUACCAAUGCUGAUAACCAAAAACAACGCAGGAUAAGCUUUGCCUUGGACGAGCAAAAGAGCGACAGUUUUGUUUCAUCGAUUAAAACCCCGAACUUGAACAUUUGUAGUGAAAACUACGCGAAGGCCAUUCCCAUAAAACCGAAAGUAGAAACAAUUCAACCGGUGUUGGAGAAGAGCCUUAGGGAAAAAUCAUUCAAAACACAUACUUCAAGUACGUUCCACGAAGAGUUGAGGAAAAACAGCCAAAUACCGCAGGAUUUAAGUAACGAAAGCGAGGUUCUUCCUAUUCAGCAGGAUCAGCUAGAUCCCAGUCUGGACAGCGAGAAGGUUCACCAGCUGGUCAACAAAUUUUCUGGCGCUGCAAAGGCUCCAUGGAAGUUUGCAAACAGCAAACAAAAGCUGGAGCACCUGACGGAGACAGCCAAAAGUGAAGCUGUCGACAUUGGCAAGGCAGAGAUCGUGGACACAACACAAAAAGUUCCCCCCGAGAGUGGAGUCAAGACAAGCCUGAUCAAAGAAGCUCCGACUCUGAAGAGUAGCAUCGCUCAGCGGGUCAACGAUUAUCUGAGCUGCAUCAACCAGACAUCACACCAGAGCGAGCCUUCAGUCAAACCCACACCCUGUGGCUCUGAUACCAGUGAGGAAGAUUCAAACCGGCAGCAGCAAGUACCGACACACGCCGAAGACGAGCUGCCUUGCUCCUAUGAUACUGAAGACCACGGCAACGGUAAAUCUAACGAGCAAGACAUCGCUGGGGCAUACGACAGCGCGGACAGCAAAUAUACUGACGAGAUCUCCCUGGGCAGCGCAUGCGGCCAGGCUAAGGAGAACUCAGGCACUGAUAUCAAAUCUUCAGAGAACUCCUUUUAUUCGGCCUUCUCCAGGGAAUCUUGUAGUGCUCAAACCAGCGGGAAUAAAAAUCUCCAUAACUAUUUCUUUAACAAAAAUCUGGCUGACUCCGCGAACGAAAUGACCAACCCAAUGCCCGUUGUUAUGGAAACAUCGGUGGAAGAUGAAACGCCGUUUGAUUUUGAUGCCCAGCAACAAGAAACUCCGAAGCCGAGCAGGAAAGUCUUGGACAACAGCGAACAGAUUCCUGAAGAGACAGCUGAGAUGGAAGUGGUCCAAGGUUUUGAUGACGCAGGUUUGGGUGAACUUCAUUGUAAUACACUUCAAGAGGAUAGUGCCUUAGGCUCGACAGUUUUCGCAGAACCAACCCAAAUUCCCGAAAUCAAAGACGCCCUGAACGAACUUAUAAACUCCAAGGAAGGUCUGGAUAACAUUGCCACGGAAAACCCCACAAGCUCCAAGUUGGAUACCAACAUUUCCACACCUAGUCUGUCGUUCAUUGAGCUCCACCCAGCGAUGUGUACCUCGCCAUCCCAGACAAAAGUCUGCCAGAACCCAGGCACCACGGCAUCCGAUGACCACCUCCCCUCCUGCUCGGACAGCCCCCAGCAGUCCCUGUCCCUGACCAAACUAGGCUCCUCCUCGGCCAGUUCCCUCUACAUCAAGCUGCAGCGGGCCAAGAAGUACCUGAUCCAGAACAAGUUCGACAUGUCUGUGGACAGCUUCAACUCCCUCUUCCUCGAGAACGUUCUCUAUCUGGAGGACAUGACCGCCCAGGGUGCCGGCACCAUGGUGGGGAACCCCAGCUUCGUGAAGAAGGUCAAGGCCCCGUCCAAGGUCGGCUUGCAGAAGAAGUUGAAGAGCAAAAGAAAGCCAGCACUAGACAAAGCUAACGAUGCCGACGACGCACGGGGGUUAAACGACCCCGUAUCAUCUCAAGCGGUCGCCGAUCAGAAAGGUCAAUCUAAAAAUAACCACAACGCGAGGCCCCAGAAAACCCCUGACCGCGCCAUCGACUUCCGAGCACGUGACCACGACUUCAACCAGAACAAAUUUCUCCAGCCCUUCAGCCAGGACUCGUCCAUCAGUCUGUCUGAGUGCCAGUACACCACAUCAGCCGCGCCAUCUUUGUCUGUCUUGUCCGAGUCUGCCUGGCAGUCUGUGUCUGUCUGCAGGUCCGAGUCCCCCACCCUCUGUCUCAGCGACCUCUCCCUGUCUUAUGCUACGUCUUUCAGCGAAUUCUCUCGAAUAAAAUCAGAAAAGUCGGAAUCCAACGAUUUACUCCGAGACUUUUCCGAGAAUAAAAAUAGUCCGAGUCAACUCGAAGAAUCCGAUUUUUCUAAACCUAACAAAGCGGAGAGUGGUUCGGAUAAAGUUAGUUCCCCUGAUGAAUUACCUCCCCCUGACACCCAUGUAACAAAUGAAGAUUCUCAAACAGAGCUGCUUGAGCAGACGGAGGACGAAAUGGAGGCGCGCAGACGUCGUCGCCUGUUGGAGCGUAUGUCUGGCAUUUCCAGCGAGGAUGCGCCGAGCUGGCGAACUAAAGUCUACCAGUCUGAUGACAAGCAGAGCUCGCCCCGAGGUGAGGAUUCUGGGAGAUCUCGUGAGCACUCGAACAGAUCACGUGAGGACGGGACCAGAUCUCGUGAGGACGGGACCAGAUCUCGUGAGGACGGGACCAGAUCUCGUGAGGACGGGACCAGAUCUCGCGAGGGCGGGGCCAGAUCUCGUGAGGACGGGAACAGAUCUCGUGAGGACGGGACCAGAUCUCGUGAGGACGGGACCAGAUCUCGUGAGGACGGGACCAGAUCUCGUGAGGACGUGACCAGAUCUCGUGAGGACGGGACCAGAUCUCGCGAAGACUCGACGAGAUCUGGAAAGGAAGGUUCAGAAACACCAUCCCGAAGACGCCGGUCCGAAGACGUCACCAACGACUUAGCCGAGCGUUUGGCGAGGCGGAGGUUCCAGCGUCUAGAGGAGCAGGGGGACAGCUCCAGCCAGGAUGGCUCCUUGGACCCGCUCCGGCAGCGGGACAGCCGCUGGAGCCGGGACAGCAGCGUGCGGUCUGCGGACAGUGGGGAUAACGCCGACACGGAUGAGAGAAGCUACCCGCGAUGGUCGAGAAGAAAUCAGGCGGAGAACGUUUCGAACAACGCCAAUGGGGAGCGGGAAAACGGUGUUAGGAGAAGGAGCCGGGACAGCAACAUUUCGGAAGAUUGUGACGAAACUAACGACGAUUCGGAAAGGUCAUUCCGGCGCUGGUCAAGAAGAAAGGAAACUCCGAGUCACGAGGAGCCGGAUGUUCCAAGCGAAAACAGGCACCGGAAAUGGAGCAACGCUGACAGUUGUUUUGUCUCCGCGGAAAGCUCGAUCGGUUUUCAGCAGCGCUCUGCGGACGGUUCGGAUAGGGAAAAUGAAUCGAGGAUGAAACAGUUGUCUAAGGACUCGGCGUUUUCGGAGUCGAGAGAUGGGAACGACGACACGAUCGUCAACUGCAACAACAACAACAACAGCGCCAACCUGCUGGCGGAGAGCACGACAGCCACUUCCGCUUUUCGUCGCCGCCGGAUGCAGAAUUAUCUGGAUGAGUGCGAAGAGAUGGGCGAAUCGUUCGCCGGGAACGUUCGCCAACAGCACAAUCAAGAUGGCGUCACAUUCGCCAGCAACGGACACUCCCUUCACCAGCAAGAUGGCGCCAAGGUGAAGGACAAACAUCCGGGGUUGCCUGAGGCAGGUGACGUGGAGUCUAGUGUGGACAAUGGGAGCAGUAGCUCUGACGUCACUUCCUUCGCCGAGAGCUUUAAGGCGAGACUGCUGCGCCUAAGGGGGGAGCAGGCGGAGGAAAAUGGCGCCAACAAGCCUUCAUUGCAGGCCAAUGGGGACAGUUCCACCCCUCCUGCCAGUCGGGCGGAUCUUCGUACUGACGAAUCGCCGGGGAAACAAGAACACCCUGGUGUAGAGGCAGUAGAGGGAAGCUCCGCUGUGAAACCCAGGAAAAAACGUGAGGACAAAUCGGCGGCCCGGAAGUCUGCUCUCAACAUGGCAACUGGCGACUCCAGCGACGAUAACUCACAAGAUGGGUCGGCUCAUGAGGAUGGGAGGUCGAUUAGGAAACGCACGGAGGGCUCGUUAGUGUCCCAGCAUGCCUCGUUUUGGGAGAACCACGCCCCCAAUCCCCAGCAUGCCCCGAGCUCUCGUGUCCGCACCAACAUCCCCACCCGCUAUCUGGGGGACUUGUCAGCAAAGAUAAGCGCUAGCCGGCAGAAGUUUAGCCAGAAAACAAGCAGUACUGACAACGAGGCCCCGACAGCGGCCAAGGCUAAACCCGACGUCACGAACGAUGCUAGAAAAAUCCGAGCAGGCCGCACGGACUUUGGUCAGCUGCUUCAGAAGUUUUCUGGAUCCGAUUCCAAUUCGGAGAAGUCUGACUCUGAGACCAACGUGACGGGCGAGGCGGCGGGGAGGAGGGGGGUACGUCGACAGGCAGCAGAAGAGAUCCUGUCGAGUGAGGACUCGGAAAGUGCCAGGAGAACGCCGGAACGGACGCAGAGUUUAAAAAUAGCCCCGAGCAUGGCGUCUAGAUUUGGCGGGGGUCUUGAAAAAAGUUCCAGUUUUAAGUCAGAGUUCAUGUCCCGUAGACUUGCUCAAACCGCGGCUGUUGUUAAAGAACCCACCCCGCCGAGAGUGCUGAAUCCGCCCCUAGAAAAAACUAUACCGGAAGUGAAACCAGAGGUUGUUGCAGCGACUUUCGGUACGGUUAACACGACCGCUUCUGUAACUGGAUACAGAUCUCUCCGGGAGUCGAUGAGAGACAGGUAUCCAACGUCUCCACGAGCCUCACCUGACAAAGAUGCCUUAACCCCCAGCAGACCAAAGAUCUCAGAACCCCCCAGCACACACGAACCUGCUAGUGCUGUAAAAGAAGACGUCGCUCCACCUGUAAGACUUUCCUCUAGUAGUUCUGAACCGGCAUCAACGACAGGAGGUAAAUCCACCAGUUUCUCGGCCCGGUAUGGUCUUUCUAGAAGAAUCACAGACAGUGUAAAUAGUAGUAAAGAAAAUGUUCCAGAGAUCUCGAGUAGCGUACCGUCUUUAAGCGGUCAAACAGUCAGGCCGAGGAAAGAAUCGAGCACUUCCUCUGUUGAAGAAGAUAAAUCCGCCAGCAUCUUAGCUAGGUACGGUAUGAGUAUUGAUACACCAGAGAAGAAAGAAGUGCCGGAGGGUGGCGGGUGUACGGGAGACAUUCCUUCAGGAGACUUGAAAACAACAGAGCCAGCUAAAGACGCCGGUGACCAUUCGAGUAUCGGACGGUCUAGUCGAUUGCUUGAGAUCUCUACACGAUCGAAAGACAGUUCGAUUACAAAUCAAUCGCAUUUUACGACCGAGCGGCUCACGGCGAGGGCGUCGCCAGCCAAAGACAAAACAUCGGUCAUUGAACCCAGUUUACUAUCACCUGACAGGAAAAGUCCAGGUAAGGAGGUCGCUACAGGUGGACUUGACAGGAGUCUGGAACUCUUGUCACGUGUGACGAAAGAACUGGACCACCCUGAGCAGCCCUCCUCCCUCCCCACCUCGCCGCUAAAUCUGACGUCACCAACCCGUCAGACCAACCCCUCGUCGUUCCAAGAGGCAGAGAACUUGAUUAAAAAAGUUGAUAAUAGGAUUUCCUCCAUGGCCAACAGUCAUUCUCCGGAAAAAUCAAAAUCUCCGGAAAAAUCAAAAUCUCCGGAAAAAUCAAAAUCUCCGGAAAAAGAAAACGCCCCACACACUCGUGUACCACCGGUACUGACAACAAAGUCUGCGGUUGACGUAAAACACAUAUCCCAACAACAAACACACGUACCAACCUCCAAGUCGGAUGUCGAGAAUAACCAUGACAAAGUAAAAGAACCCUCUAGACUAAAGAUGUCGUCGGUAUCACCUUCGAAGACAGAGGUUGAAAAUAACCAUGAUAAAAUAAAAGAAUUCACUAAACAAAGUCCUCAGCGGGAUCCUGAAGCUCCACACGAGGUUCCAGUCGGAAUUAAAGCUCUCUCCCCAACAAAGACUUCUGUCGACGUGCUUGUAGCUAAAUCUAUCAUAGCUCCACCAAGUUCAGUGGAGUCUAGCAUUGCUCCACCGACAUCAUUGAAGUAUGGCAUAGCUCCACCAAGUUCGGUGGAGUCUAGCAUUGCUCCACCGACAUCAUUGAAGUCUGGAAUAUCUCCAUCAAGUUCGGUGGAGUCUGGCAUUGCUCCACCGACAUCAGUGGAAUCUGAUUCUAGCACCAACAGCAUCAGAAGGACGUCGUCGUUUAAAGAUGUGACCGUCAAGAGAACCGACUCCUUCGAGCAGAGGAAAGGCAUCCUCAAGAGAACCCCCUCCCUGAAGAAGGAGAACGAGUCGGUCAUCGUUGACCCCCAGCUGUCCAAGAUCCUCCAGAUGAGGAAACAGAUGGUCGGUGACGUAGCCGAGACGGAGGAAGAGGCUGAAGAGGCAAAGGACGGCGUGCCAAAUUUAGAGAGACGAAAGUCAAGGUCACUGUCUGCGGCUGAGGAGAUCCAGGAGAACUUGAAGUACUCAAAGAUCAAGCUGGCGGAGCAGGGCAAGAACCCGGAGGAGGACGAGACGCUCAAGCCCACGAGCGUGGCUGAGCGCAUCUACUUCAUGCAGACCAGGAUCGAGGAGGAGAAGUACGCCGCCACCACGCCCAAGCCAAGGUCAGGGCUGUCCACGCCGAGGUCAAGGCCAAGGUCGGGCUACAUCACCCCCACCCUCGCCAAAUCUCUGGACGAGCACCUCCCCCCGAUCUCCACCUCCUCCUCUUCCUCCUCCCUCCACGCCCUGGCAACCACCAACUCGUCCCUGACAACCAGCGUCCAUGGCAACCAGUCGAGUCAAACGCCGCUAUCCAACACGAGGCUGAUAGAGAAACUCAACGAGAUUGCCGGCGCCACUGGGGUGGUUGAGGAGCGGCGUCACAGGUUCCAGAACAGGAACAGGAACGACUGGCGUCACCAGACGCAGCCCGUGACGCAGGAGGAGAUAAACGCCGCCGACUGCCUGGAGACGGUGAGCACAUUCCGCGCGCUGGUACGUAAACAAACAUCUUUUAACGCUUUCGAGCAGCUCCAAGCCCAGAGUCUCUCCAAGACUUUGGUCACCCCGGGGGUCAAGAAAUCCAUAGAGUUCCCCCAGCACUUGUCCCCGCCCCCCAAAAACCGGAACCGGCGUUUGAGGAACAGGACGCUUCCGGUUACAGCCGAGGAGCUGAACGCGGUGCCAGAACACCAGAUGCUGAUAACUGACCCGGAGUGGGCCAAGACCGAUGACUCCGAGAAAAGAGACUCCAGGACAGACUCUGGCAUACUUUCCGGAUCUGACGUGGACUUGCUGUACGACCAGUCCGCCGUGGGCAGUGAUGGUCAGCGGUUGCCUGGCAACCAGACUGACCUGGCCGAGAAUGACCCGUCCAGGAUGAGUAUCGCGGCCAAGGCGUCGUACUUCAAGAGCCUGGAGGAGAGGACCAAGGCGGAGAAGUCGGCCAGUGGGGCUAAAAGGUACAUCCUGAGGAAGAAGCGAGAGAGGUCCCAGACCAUGCCCAUCACCGAGGACGAGGUCAAGUGCGCCUCAGAGAUUGGAGAUACCGGAAAUAACACGUCACAAAACGAAGCGGUCAGUAGGUCAAGGUCGACGAGCGUCUCCGAAGAGGGAGAGAAGGAGGGUGAGCCGGACGAACUGACCAACCUGUCACUGUCCGAGAAGGUCAAGCUGUUCUCACAGCUCAAGGACAAGGAACAGCAACCUCCGGUCAAGGCCGAGGCACCCGUCAGGAGGAGGAAGGGGAAGACAGCCUCGCGGUUUAGCACACAGCCUGUGACGUCAGAUGAGGUAGAGCAAGCCGCUGCCUACUCCAGAAUCUCACCCCUCGCCAUGAGCAUGGUCAAACCCCCCGACCCGGAACUCUUGAUGGGCCUCCCCCUGAAAGACCAGCGCGCCCUGAUGGCCCAACAUGCCGAGAUGGUCCUGUCUCAGUCGUCCCUCAGGUCCAGGUCAGGCUCCACCACCAGCCUGUCCCAGCCCUCCUCCAGGAGGACCUCCGUCAGCCUGGAGGAUGAUGACGUCAAGAGGCCGGAGACAGAAGACGAGGAUAAGCUGGAAAAGAGAGGAAUUCUGAAAGACAAAAGUGCCUCAACCAAAGACCUCCACGAGGUGAAGAGCAUCCUAAAGGCCGAGCCCCGGAGCGCCAGGUCGGAGCCCGAGGUCCACAGCAUCCUCAAGUCCAGCCACGACGCCAGACACCAGCUGGAGACCACCGUCUCCCUCCCAGAGGUUCGCGGCAUCCUGAAGAAAGCCAAGUCUGAGGACAUGUCCGGUCUGGACUGUGACGAGGUCAGGAGCAUCCUGAAACACACCGACAGUGAGGAGGAGGAAGGGGCGGGGAGGCAGAGGUCAAGGUCGAACUCUCAGCCGUUCGGGAUUCUCAAGCGGGAGAAUUCUCCGCUGUCCGGCGACCACCCCUUGGAGAUUAAGGGAAUUCUGAAGACGCCUUCACAUGAGAAUGUGCCGGAGGUGAUGAAGAGUGCAAUGAGGCGCGGGAGUGCAGAUUCCGACUCCUCCACGGCUGGAGUGCUGAAGAGUGCCUUCAAAAGGAGCACCCACAGCUCGGAGUCUGAGGACGGGCAUCACGAGGGAGGGACUUCCGGUUCCGAAAUCAAAAGCAUCCUGCACAGGCCUUCUCUAGAACAAUCCGACUCUCUGGAUCUCAAUUCCCACAAGCAUGUGGAUCUGACGAUAUCCGUGUCCGACUAUCCAUCCAAUCAUCCACACGAUCACCACCCCAAUCCACCCACCUCCAAUCUUACAAGCAGCUCCGAGUCAUCGGUCACUAAAAGCACUGAGGUCAAGGUUACAUCCACGACUUCCGUGACAACAGAGACGACUGAGAAGACCACUCUGCAAGUGCCUGAGGACCUGGAUGCCAGGAGUGGAACCAGCGCCUCUGAAGGGGAAGGAGAGAGCAGUGCCGGAGAGCUGCUGGACACCCCGAGGUCAAGGUUGAAGAGGAGGUCACGGGUGGUGGACAAGACGGGUGAAAGAUACAAGACCCAGCCAACAGAACUCCCCUCUGAAGGGGCCAGCUCCACUGAGACCCCCAGGAGGAAGUACAAGUAUGAAGGGCGCCACAAGACCCAGCCGAUCACACCUGAUGAGAUGAGGGAGGCCGAGGCUGCUACACCUGUAUCCAACCUCACCAGAACACCUGGGGGGUCAAUCACCGACAGGCUAAACCAGCUGAAAACCAGUGGGGAAGAAGAAUGGAAGAAGCGCCUGGCUUCACCAGAUGUGGUGAAGCUGCGAGAGAAGAGUGGGAACACUGCCCAGCGGCCGUGCAGCAUCGCUGACAGGCUGACUGAGCUAGAGGUGUCCAGCAAGACAUGGAAGGCCAGGGUGGAGGAGACGGAUGUCAAGCAGUUCACAGUUGCUGGAAAACUUUCAAAUGCAGUAGACAGCCCUCUUGUCAAUAAAGUAAAAAAUCUGCCUAAAAAAGAAGCUUCAGUGGACUCUGGUUCCCAAGGCAACACUCCACUAGCAUCACCACUGACACCUACUAAAGAUUUUAUUGCCAAAAUACCUUUGCCAAAAGAGAUUGUUCAUGAUCCAACAGUGAAAAUUGUUCCAGUGAAAAAACCUUCUGAAAGUGAAGAAAAGAAGGAACCUGUCAGAGUGGAAAUACCCAACAUUGGGGAGGAAGUAGAGCUUUUCUUUGCUGUGAAAACAAUAGAUGAGAUCCAUGACAAAGUGAAAGUAGAGAUAGAUGACUUUGAUGACAUGUUCAUCCAAUCAGAGAACAUCCUGACAACAGUGCGCAGGAUCAAGCCUUCACGUAAAACAACAGCAAGCACCCACAACCCGCUGAAAACCUUGUCACAGAAAGUUGAGAUUCUGACAGAGUACACAGAGGUCAGCACAGGCAUCGCAGAGAUGGAGUUCCGUCGUGUCAAAAAGGAAGGAUUGGCCAAGGAUGCAGGGUUUGCUGAAGCAGCUUUAGCUGGACUGGCCAGCAAAGAAAACUUCAAGCAGGUCGAGCUCAGGAGAACAGACAGUGGAUCCACUGUGCAUGGCCUGGCUUUAGAGCCUUUCAAUGAGCUGAUGUUGCUGCACGUGAAAGGGAGGCGUACAAUUCAGACUCGUCUAGUGGAACCUCACUCCAGGUCUUUAAAUUCUGGAGACUGCUAUGUGCUGGUUACACCUGACAAAGUUAUACACUGGGAGGGGCAGUUUGCUAAUGUCAUAGAAAAAGCUAAGGCUAAAGAGAUAGCCAGUUACAUUCAGACCAAGAAAGACCUGGGCUGUAAGAAAGCUAAUGAAGUGGUCACCAUUUACCAGAGCAGAGAUCACUUAGGGUCCAGCAAACUUUGGACUGUCUUAGAGGGAGAGAAACAGGUGCAAGCUGCUGGCCCAGAUCAGGAAGAUGAACUGUAUGAGGCCUCCAUAACAAAAGCCAACAUGGUGUACAGACUAGAAGGGAAUGCUCUACUGCCUUAUGAAGAGUUUUGGGGAGCCAUACCCAAGUAUGAGAUGCUCAAGAAAAAUGAGGUUCUAGUGUUUGACUUUGGGACAGAAUUUUACCUGUGGCAGGGCAAGGCUGUGUCUAUGGAACAGAGGAAGUUAGGCCUGAAGCUGGCCAAACAGCUGUAUGAGAAGGGCUACGACUACACUGAGAGUGUUGUCAAUCCUGUCUCACCACUUAGAACUGAGGACCACGGUGGUCUGCCAGUCAAGGCCUCGACCCGCCCCAAAUGGACAAUUUUUGGCAAAAUCAAUCAGAAUAUGGAAACCAUCUUGUUCAGGGAAAAGUUUGCUGAUUGGCCGGAUUCCUCACGUUUGAUUGGUUGCAAGACAGAGACUACUGGGUCAGAGGUUGUUAACAAGGACAUACCAGUGUUGAAGCCCUACGAUGUCGCCCAGAUGAUUCCUCUGAACACCAUGCCUGUCACUCUAAAACUUGAGGGAGCCGACGUGGGCCGCGGGGUGAAGUGGUUUGAGGACAUGCAGGGCUUUAUCAAAGAGCUGGACAUCAUCACCAUAGGAGUCACAAUGUGGCAUGUUAUGGAGUACGAUCACAACAAGCUGGAGAAGGAGAGCCAUGGGCAGUUCCAUGAGGGAGACACCUAUGUUGUGAGAUGGGUCUACAUGAUUGCUAGUGCUAAUCUACGCACACUGAAGGGCACCUCCAAGAAUGUACCAAAGGGCAGGGAGAGAUGCGCCUAUUUCUUCUGGCAAGGAUCCAAGUCUACCAUUAAUGAGAAAGGAGCCUCGGCCCUUAUGACUGUAGAGUUGGAUGAGGAGAGGGGUCCUCAGGUGCGAGUUCUACAGGGCAAAGAGUACCCCUGUUUCCUGAAUCUCUUCAAUGGCAAUAUGGUGGUUCAUAUAGGGAAGAGAGAGGACCCAGAUACCAACACCCCUGGGUCGUGGCGCCUCUUUUGUUUACGUGGAGAUUAUGAGAAUGAGAUGUGUCUUGUUGAGAUCCCAGUGUGUAUAGAAAACCUUCGUAGCAGAUCCUCUUUAGUUUUGUUGAAUGUUAAGACUGGGCUAGUGUAUAUAUGGCAUGGGGCCAAGUCACCCCAGCAUGUUCAGGAAUUGUGUCGUAAAGCAGUUAACAGGUUCAAAGAAAGAACACCUUUAGAAUUCAGUCUUCACAAAAGUGCAGUUAUUACAGUGAUAGAAGUGAAUGAAGGGGAGGAGAAAAAAGAAAUCUGGGCCGCAUUUGAUAGUAAAGAUAGAAGCAGUUACCAUUCCCUGUUGGAAGACCCCCGGCCUUACAGCCACACCCUGAGGCUGUUCCACAUGUCGAGUGUCAACAUGGUGUUUGAGGCCCACGAGCAGCUCAACUUUUCUCGAGUCCCAGACCUUCACACACCCUUCCCCUUCCUCCAGUCUGAUCUCUACAGGGUCUCACAACCAGCUCUCUUCCUGUUGGAUAACCAUCAUGAGGUGUACUUGUGGCAGGGGUGGUGGCCCUUUGGGUCACAUGACACGGAUAAUGUCCACACAGGCUCGGCCACGGCUAGGUUUAACAUGGACAGGAGAUGUGCUAUGGAGACAACGCUUAAUUAUUGUAAAGCUAAAAACCCCAAAGAGCCACCCACAGCCUAUUUGGUGUGUGCUGGAGUUGAACCCAAGUGCUUCACAACUUUGUUCCCCUACUGGGUUGGUGAUGAGAAGGUCACAGAAAUUGCUAUAGAGCAGGAGGGUAAAGCCGUGGGCUACAAGGAAAAAGUUUCUGAUGUCCAUCGUAGGCUGACCAAGACUCGUUACACUCUGGCCGAGCUACAGGAGCGGCCCUUGCCUGAAGGCGUUGACCCACUGAAGUUGGAAUCAUACCUGGAUGAUGCAGAGUUUCAGGAGGUCCUUGGUGUGGGCAGAGAAGAGUUCUACAGUUCCCCUCAAUGGAGGCAGAAGCAGCUGAAGCAACCAGCUGGGCUGUUCUAGGAGACAUGGGAGUUUGAGUGGUGACCCCCAGAAGACCCCAGUCGACCCAGAAGACCCCAGUCAACCCAGAAGACCCCAGUGAAUCAGGAAGACCCUGUUCUUGGGGGCAUUAGCAGUGAGAAUGUCUCUGAACUGUGAAGACCCAAGUGUUCUUACAAUGCUUUAGCAUGAGGCUGAGCUUGCUUCAUGUUUAAAUCCUGUGCUGUGAAAUAAUUUGACAAAGGGACUUGUCUUUCAGAAGAUUUCUUGUCAUUUUGUAAUACUCUAGAUUAUGAGAAUGUCACUUAAGAUUCUAAAUAAUGAGAAAGUCACAAAAGAAUAGGAGUUUGUUGAUUGUGCUUCAAGGAACAUAUAUAUGUUGAUGAUUUGUACAUACUAGUAAAGCCAAAACAAAUGUUAACCCUGAGAGGACUUGUUGUACAGGAAUACAACAUACAAUGAGGAUUAUGUGGGAUAUAUGUGUACAGAGGUGUUGCAGAUAUAUUUUUGUUGAAAUCAUUUGUAUGAAAGGUGGUGACAUCACCUCAUUUAUAUGAUAAUGUACAAAAUUUUUAUAACUAUAUCAGUACAUUUUGAAGGGUAAAGUUAUUGUUUGUGAAAUGUUUGUUUUCUCCCUUGUUUAUUUUGGUGUAGUAUCCAUGGCAACAAGCUUGAAAAUUCUAUUGGUGGAGCUGUACAAGUAAAAAUAUAUCAAAAUAAAAACUGAGCUCAAAUCACCAAAACCAUUUCUCAUUAAUAAUUUUGGAAAAGUAAUCCCCCCCCCCCCCCUUGAGCAGUAAUUCUGAAAGCUUAACUUUCUGAAGCAAAUUUUUUUUAAAAGUAUAGAUCUUUAGCUUUUUAAUGCACCCAACCAAUAUAAUUUUUUAAAUAAUGUAUUUUUUUUUAAAACUUGUUAAAGUUUGUCCAGUAUAUCUACUGCACUGAGAACUAGAACUUAUGUAUCAAUAUAAAAGUGAAUAUAAGGUUUAAUACUGUAUAUUUUUCCUUGUGCCCUAAAUGGCUGUGAAUUUUUGUAAUAAAGAACUUAAAACAUUUCCUUUUGUGUGUAAACAUUUGCCCCCCUUUGUUUUGGAUAUUUGCUUUUCAUGACAUUUUUUUUUUACUGUUGGCAAUUGUAUAAAUACAGCUGCAUGAAUGAAUAAAUUAAAGCCAAAGCUAUUUGGAUAAAACUAAUUAGAGCCAAGAUAGUUAAUUGAGUUAGAGCCAAGAAAACUAGAUCCGAGAAUGAUAUAAGGCUUUAUUAAUUUUAGUUAAGAAUGUUAAUUUUCUUAACUAAUUUGAGAAAAGAAUGUUAUUUACCUAAACUUCAAACAUGUUAUGAAGCUUAAGUUCAGAUCUUGAUAAAUAUGUGUUCAUUUAGGGUGUACUUGUCACAGAUAGAGUGGGUGUUUUGAUGCAUGUUGUUUUUACAGAGCCGUUCAUUAAUAUUUACAUAUAGUGAUGUACUGGUUUGAUUUAGAUAUUAUAAAUUCUUUAUACAUUAAGUAUUUGCUUAGUUUUUUCUACACUUUCAAGCUUAAAGGCGCGCACAUUUAAUAAAAUAAAUUUUAAAUAUGCUAUUGAGAAUAUGUAUAUUCAUGUACAAAUGGUUGAUUUUAAAAACAUGUAAGCAGCUUUGUCCUAUCCUGUGCUUAAUGUAGUUUAAGUUGACAGAAAUGUGUAUUUUUCACAUUAUUUCUUCGGCGCAAGUUUUAUUUCUCAAAUAAUAAUUAUUUAACGCCCAUUCGCAGUACUAAAUCAUCCAUAUAAGUUCUUUAUAGUUAAGUAUCACAAAUAGUACCAGUAAAAAUUAUUUGAUAAAUAAAGCUCUGGUCCUAUUUUCAAAAAAUUAGCCAACGUAUAGUAAACACACUGAUAGUUUUUUGCUAAUUUUCUAAGUAUAAACACAAUCACUCUGAAUUUACAGUUACAAAUAAUUCACUAAACUUAAGUUUACAAUGUUUACAAAAUUGUUUUUCAAGUCUGUAUUUUUUUUUCACCAUAGUCCCAUUAUGUAUUAAGCAAGUAUUGUAUUCUAUGAAAUUUCUGUUUUGUGCUAAGUCCUCUAAUAAUAGACAAACUAUAAAAAUACUUUUUUUGAAUACACUGAGGGGGAAUUCGCAUUGGACUGUACAUAUAUAUUGAUAAAAUUUUCACAAAAUAUAUUAUAUAUAUAUAUAUAUAUAUAUAUAUAUUUGUAUGCAAAAUGUUUUUUUUUUUAAAUUGUGAAUAAAAAAUUGUCUUUACAUA